AUGUUGAACGAGAAUGUGUUUGAUGAACCCGAUUGGGCCAAUGCAACCAAUGGUUACUCUCACGAUAGGUCUUCGGCGCCCAGUUUUGAUCCAUUCCACAACUAUGAACAAUCGUAUACUACUAGCACCUAUGAUCCACCCGCAUCGACAACGUCAGAGCCAGCUCUCACAAAUACAACAGUGAAGCCAAUGAACGUUCGGGUUGAAGAUCCACAAAAGCAAUCUGCGACGAUGGUGCAAGGAUAUAUAUCUUAUCUCGUCACAACAGAGACUAGUGUUGAAACGUUCAGCAGCCCACGUCCACGUUCAGUAAGACGCCGUUACCAAGACUUCGUUUGGCUGCACGAUGCUUUAGAACUCGAAUAUCCCGUCUGCAUUGUUCCUCCGCUGCCGGAGAAGCAUCGGCUAGCAUAUCUUAAUGGGGAUCGAUUCAGUCAAGAGUUCCUUGAAAAAAGGCGGUAUGGGUUACAGUGGUUUCUCAACCGCGUGGCCAGCCAUCCAGUUCUUCAGAAAGCCCAAUGCACUCGAAUAUUUCUUGAAUCUGAUGACUUUAAAAAUGAUAAGCGUGCUAUCCAUGCGAUCAAGACCAAUGACAAACCUACCUUUUUCGACACACUUGGUGAUGUUUUGAUGAACGCUUUUGCAGCAGUCAAGAAACCGGAUCAACGGUUUCUGGAUAUGCAAGAUUAUGUGGAUAAGCUUGAAGAUAAUAUUAUUACGAUCGAAAAACUCUACUCACGAAUUAGUCAGCGACAAACAAGCUUAAUACGGGACUACACAAACUUCGCCUGGAGUAUCAGAGAAAUAUCAGCUAUGGAAUCCAGUAUCGCCAUGCCAUUAAGACAGUUUGCUGAAACCACAGAAACGUAUGGAAAAUACAUGAAAGAAAUGAACUCAACAGAGGAGCUGCUGUUCAUGAAUGACCUGCAUGAGCUAUUAGCCUACUGUCAUUCUGUCAAGGAUAUACUUCAGAAACGCGAUGAAAGUCAAAUUGAUUUUGAAGAGUUAUCGACCUAUCUGCAACGAGCCAUAGAAGAACGGGAUAAGAUCGCCAAUAGUUCGCCUGCCAAACUUGCCGAGAUUGAACAAAAGAUUCAAGAGCUGCAAGAUGAGGUGACACGAACGAGCGACAUCACAACAGGAUUCUCGGAGCAAAUGACAGAAGAGUUUGAGACGUUUCAGACUACUAAAACUACUGAACUCAAGCAAGGUUUAACUGCAUAUGCUGACAGUCAUAUAUCCUUUUAUACCAAGAGCAUGAAAUUAUGGGAGAGUAUUCUUCCUGCGUUGGAGAAUAUCAAAUUGGAUGAUGAGGUAGAUCGUAGCAAUAAUGUUGAUGGUCGUGAUAAGGAUCCUGGUGACGACAGCGAGCAUCAACAACAUCACUACAACCAGCAUGACGAGCAUCACGAUGACAAUAACAACAACAACAACAACAACAACGCAUUUUAUCACCACUGA
This is a messenger RNA of Zychaea mexicana, 1461 nucleotides long. RefSeq lists its product as uncharacterized. The transcript has 10 exons. The coding region runs from base 1 to 1461 and encodes 486 amino acids. The record is from RefSeq and is a predicted model, not a curated record. NCBI's taxonomy places the organism in Eukaryota, Fungi, Mucoromycota, Mucoromycetes, Mucorales, Lichtheimiaceae. Gene Ontology annotation, molecular function: phosphatidylinositol binding.